Molecule: messenger RNA, 1782 nt
Organism: Phragmites australis (common reed)
Lineage: Eukaryota; Viridiplantae; Streptophyta; Magnoliopsida; Poales; Poaceae
Product: cytochrome P450 724B1-like
Exons: 9
Coding region: 38-1492 (484 amino acids)
Biological process (GO): sterol metabolic process
Molecular function (GO): oxidoreductase activity, acting on paired donors, with incorporation or reduction of molecular oxygen; monooxygenase activity; heme binding
Source: RefSeq, a predicted model, not a curated record
GGCUCCAUGCUUGUGAGAUGAAACUAGGAGGUGUGGUAUGAUGGUGGCGGAGCUUGUGCUGGCCGCUCUGGUCAUCCUGGUCGCCUCGCUCCUAGCCCUGGUGCUGAGCCACUUCCUGCCCGUGCUCCUGAAUCCCAAGGCCCCCAGGGGCAGCUUCGGAUGGCCGCUCCUCGGUGAGACCCUGAGGUUCCUCAGCCCUCAUGCUUCCAACAUGCUGGGCAGCUUCUUGGAGGAUCGCUGCUCCAGGUAUGGGAGGGUGUUCAAGUCCCACCUGUUCUGCACCCCCACGGUGGUGUCCUGCGAUCAGGACCUGAACCACUUCAUCCUGCAGAACGAGGAGCGGCUGUUCCAGUGCAGCUACCCCAGGUCCAUCCAUGGCAUCCUGGGCAAGUCCUCCAUGCUGGUGGUCCUCGGCGAGGACCACAAGCGGCUCAGGAACCUGUCCCUCGCCCUCGUCACCUCCACCAAGCUCAAGUCCAGCUACCUCGGCGACGUUGAGAAGAUCGCGCUGCACGUCGUCGGCGCAUGGCGCCACGGCAAGAGCAAUGACGACGGGAGCGGCGCCAGGGUCAAGGUAGUCGCCUUCUGUGAGGAGGCAAGAAAGUUUGCAUUCAGUGUGAUAGUGAAGCAGGUGCUGGGGCUGUCAACAGAGGAGCCGGUCACUGCCAGUAUACUGGAGGACUUCCUUGCCUUCAUGAAGGGGCUCAUCUCCUUCCCUCUCUACAUCCCAGGGACCUCAUACGCCAAGGCUGUCCAGGCCAGAGAGAGGAUAUCAAACACUGUGAAGGGCAUCAUUGAGGAGAGGAGGAGUGCUGGCUCAUGCAAGAAGGGUGAUUUCCUUGAUGUGCUCCUGGCAAGCAAUGAGCUCUCUGAUGAGGAGAAAGUGAGCUUUGUGCUGGACUCCCUGCUCGGAGGAUACGAGACCACCUCGCUCUUGAUCUCCAUGGUUGUGUAUUUCCUUGGGCAGUCAGCUAAAGAUCUGGACCUGGUGAAGAGGGAGCACGACAUCAUAAGAUCCAGCAAAGGGAAGGAGGAAUGCUUGACUUCUGACGACUACAAGAAGAUGGAAUAUACCCAACAGGUUAUCAACGAGGCGCUGAGAUGCGGCAACAUUGUCAAGUUUGUCCACAGGAAGGCUCUCAAAGAUGUCAGAUACAAAGAGUAUCUGAUUCCAUCUGGUUGGAAGGUCCUACCUGUUUUUAGUGCUGUUCAUUUGAACCCCUCGCUUCAUGGAAAUGCCCAACAAUUUCAGCCUUGUAGAUGGGAGGGCUCAAGCCAAGGGACAAGCAAGAAGUUUACGCCGUUCGGCGGUGGCCCUCGUCUCUGCCCUGGAUCAGAGCUUGCCAAAGUAGAGGCUGCUUUCUUCCUCCAUCACCUUGUGCUCAAUUAUAGAUGGAGAAUCGAUGGCGAUGACAUUCCGAUGGCAUACCCGUAUGUGGAGUUCCAGAGAGGUCUGCCAAUAGAAAUCGAGCCACUCUGCCCUGAAUCUUGACUGUUCUGAAGUUCCAGUCAUGGUGAGUUCAUCAGUUAGAGCCCAAGAGAGGGGAAGGUGCACGGGGCAUCCGUGAAUAGUCAGUCAGCGAGAAAUUUCAUGGCGUGAGGAAACACUGAGCACUCGCUAGUAGCUAGCACGAGGCAACUGAGACUGUAAUUUGCUGUACAUGGUGUAGAUAUAUUUUGUCCAUGGCGAUUGCUUGAGGUGGUUGGUUCACUUCACCCUGUAACAUUCUCCACUGGUCCAACUACUAUUCUAUACGAAAACUGGGCUCCUGGGAUUCAGAA